Nanorana parkeri is the source of this 1374-nucleotide messenger RNA. Its product is annotated as 5-hydroxytryptamine receptor 3A-like. Bases 1 to 1374 code for a protein of 457 amino acids. Gene Ontology annotation, cellular component: neuron projection; synapse; membrane. The record is from RefSeq and is a predicted model, not a curated record. Gene Ontology annotation, molecular function: transmembrane signaling receptor activity; extracellular ligand-gated monoatomic ion channel activity; neurotransmitter receptor activity. Gene Ontology annotation, biological process: monoatomic ion transmembrane transport; regulation of membrane potential; chemical synaptic transmission. NCBI's taxonomy places the organism in Eukaryota, Metazoa, Chordata, Amphibia, Anura, Dicroglossidae. The transcript has 11 exons.
AUGUCCUGUCGUUGCAUCUGCUGGUUACUUACAGCCACUCUGUUAGGUACAUGUUACUGCAGCAACUCAUCCUGCAGUUUUAAUGGUGUGGUGCAGGCUUUGAGAAAUGUUCCAGGUUCCGACGUAAGGCCAGUGAAGAACUGGACAACUCCAACUAUUGUCUACAUAGACAUGUCACUGUACACUAUUGUCAGCUUGAACACAGCUCUGCAAACAAUGACCACAUACCUCUGGUUCAACAUGGCUUGGCCAAAUGAGUUUAUAUCUUGGGACCCGGAUGUUUAUUGUGGAAUUGAGCAGAUUUUGAUUCCUGGAAAUAAUUUUUGGCUACCUGACCUUUACAUUUAUGAAAUGACAGAGUCUGACAACAAUGUUCCUGUCAUUCCAUACUACACUGUUACCCAUGAAGGGAAAAUAAUUAAUUCUAAACCACUACGGAUUGUUAGCUCCUGUAAGCUAAACAUCUUCAAGUUCCCCUUUGAUGAACAGACAUGCAGUUUGACCUUUGGGUCCUAUAUUCACUCAGUUGAGAACAUCAUCAUGCUAGCCAAAGCUAAUUCCAGUCAAGUCAACAAAAACUCAAAGGACAUCUUUGUCAGUAAAGGAGACUGGAAAUUGGUGACCAUCAAUGUGGAAGAUGGAAAUGUGACAAGUGAAGGUGUAACUUUCAGUGAAGUUAAGUAUAAGAUCAUCCUUAAACGAACUCCGAUUGUUUAUAUAAUAAACUUAAUUGUUCCAGCAUGUUUUAUGGUAUUCUUGGAUAUUUCCAGUAUGUUCAUUGAAUUGGGGACCGGGGAGAGACUUGGCUUUAAGAUAACAGUGGUUUUGGGAUUCUCUGUGCUCCUCCUGAUCCUUAACGACAUGCUUCCCAAUUCGGACAACCCACCAGUAUUAGGUGUCUUCUGUUGCGUGUGUCUGGCUGUCAUGGUCAUCAGUAUAAUCGGUUCCAUUUUUACCUCGUAUAUGUUAAUGUUGUCUGAAACGCAACCGACUGUCCCUAACUGGAUAAAAAUCUGGAUUAUGAAACAUCUUGCACGCAUUCUUCUCUUCAAUGUAAAGGCCCAUAAACAAAGCAAGUUGAUGGAAAUUGACACAGAACAAGGUAAUACUGUUAAUAGGCCAAUAAUGGCUAUAGAAAUGAGAAAACAGGACUCACCAGGAGGAAUGAAAGUCCCUGUGGAGGUGAAGCUGCUGAAAAGGCUUCUGUUAGAAGUUCUCAAGAUCCACCAAGAAUUAAUUCGCUCCAAGAGCCAGGUUGAUGCAAAAUCAGACUGGCAUUUUGCAGCCAUUGUGGUGGACCGGCUUGUCUUAAUAGUUUAUUUAAUCAUUGUUAUAACAAUGUUUGCAGUGGUCAUAAACGUCUGGGCUACAUAA